AUGAUUUUUAACACCCUUGUCUUGUCUACACUCCUCUCAAAGCACCAACCAGUUCACGCGCCCCUUUCAAACCAGAAACCAGUUCUCCUACCCCUUUCAAGCCACCAACCAGUUCACGCGGCCCUUUCAAACCAGAAACCAGUUCACGUACCACUUUCAAACCACCAACCAAUUCACGCGCCCCUUUCAAACCAGAAACACGUUCUCGUACACCUUUCAAACCAACCAACCAGUUCACGCGCCCCUUUCAAGCCAGAAAACAGUUCUCGUACCCAUUUCAAACCACCAACCAGUUCAAAAGCCCCUUUCAGACCAGAAACCCUUCCUCAAACCAGUUCUCGUACCUCUUUCAAACCACCAACCAGUUCACGCGACCUUUUUAAACUAGAAACAAGUUCUCGUAUCCCUUUCAAACCACCAACCAGAUCACUCACCCCUUUCAAACCAGAAACCAGUUGUCGUACCCCUUUCAAACCACCAACCAGUUCACGCGCCCCUUUCGAACCAGAAACCAGUUCACGUACCCCUUUCAAACCACCAACCAGUUCAGGUGCCUCUUUCAAGACAGAAACCAGUUCUCGUACCACUUUCAAACCACCAACCAGGUCACGCGACCCUUUCAAACCACAAACCAGUUCUCGUACCACUUUCAAACCACGAACCAGUUCACGCGCCCCUUUCGAACCAGAAACCGGUCCUCGUACACCUUUCAAACCACCAACCAUUCACGCGCCCCUUUCAAGCCAAAAAAUAGUUCUCGUACACAUUUCAAACCAUCAAACAGUUCAAGCGCCCCUUUCAAACCAGAAACCCGUUUCUCGUACCACUUUCAAACCACCAACCAGCUCACGCGCUCCUUUCAAACCAGAAACCAUUUUUUGUACCUCUUUUAAACCACCAACCAGUUCACGCGCCCCUUUGAAACCAGAAACCAUUCACGCGCACCUUUCAAGCCAACAACAAGUUCACGCGCCCCUUUCAAACCAGAAACCAGUUCACGCGCCCCUUUCAAAACAGCAACCAGUUCACGCGCCCCUUUCAAGCCAGAAACCAGUUCUCGUACACCUUUCAAACCACCAACCAGUUCACGCGCCCCUUUCAAACCACAAACCAGUUCUCGUACCCCUUUCAAACCACGAACCAGUUCACGCGCCCCUUCCGAACCAGAAACCCGUCCUCGUACACCUUUCAAACCACCAACCAUUCACGCGCCCCUUUCAAGCCAGAAACCAGUUCUCGUACACAUUUCAGACCACCAAACAAUUCAAGCGCCCCUUUCAAACCAGAAACCCGUUCUCGUACCACUUUCAAACCACCAACGAGUUCAUGCGCCCCUUUCAAACCAUAAAACAGUUCUCGUACACCUUUCAAACCACCAACCAGUUCACGCACACCUUUCAAGCCAGAAACCAGAUCUCGCACCACUUUCUAACCAGCAACCAGUUCACGCGCCUCUUUCAAGCCAACAACCAGUACACGCGCCCCUUUCAAACCAGAAACCAGUUCACGCGCCCCUUUCAAACCACCAACCAGUUAACGCGCCCCUUUCAAACCAGAAACCAUUUCUCGUAUUCCUUUCAAAGCACCAACGAGUUCACGCGCCCCUUUCAAACCAUAAACCAGUUCUCGUACCUAUUUGAAACCACCAACCAGUUUACGCGCCCCUUUCAAACCAGAAAACAGUUCUCGUACCCCUUUGAAACCACCAACCAGUUCACGCGUCCUUUUCAAACCAGAAACCAUUUCUCGUACACCUGUCAAACCACCAACCAGUUCACGCACACCUUUCAAGCCAGAAACCAGAUCUCGCACACCUUUCUAACCAGCAACCAGUUCACGCGCCUCUUUCAAGCCACCAACCAGUUAAAGCGCCCCUUUCAAACCAGAAACCCGUUCUCGUACACCUUUCAAACCAGCAACCAGUUCACGCACCACUUUCUAACCAGAAACCAGUUCUCGUACCUCUUUCAAACCACCAACCAGUUCACGCGCCCUUUUCAAACUAGAAACAAGUUCUCGUAUCCCUUUCAAACCACCAACCAGAUCACUCUUUUUCAAACCAGAAACCAGUUGUCGUACCCCUUUCAAACCACCAACCAGUUCACGCGCCCCUUUCAAACCAGAAACCAGUUGUCGUACACCUUUCAAACCACCAACCAGUUCACGCGCCCCUUUCAAACUAGAAACAAGUUCUCGUAUCCCUUUCAAACGACCAACCAGAUCACUCACCCCUUUCAAACCAGAAACCAGUUGUCGUACCCCUUUCAAACCACCAACCAGUUCACGCGCCCCUUUCGAACCAGAAACCAGUUCACGUACCCCUUUCAAACCACCAACCAGUUCAGGUGCCUCUUUCAAGACAGAAACCAGUUCUCGUACCACUUUCAAACCACCAACCAGGUCACGCGACCCUUUCAAACCACAAACCAGUUCUCGUACCCCUUUCAAACCACGAACCAGUUCACGCACCCCUUUCGAACCAGAAACCCGUCCUCGUACACCUUUCAAACCACCAACCAUUCACGCGCCCCUUUCAAGCCAAAAACCAGGUCUCGUACACAUUUGAAACCAUCAAACAGUUCAAGCGCCCCUUUCAAACCAGAAACCCUUUCCCGUACCACUUUCAAACCACCAACCAGUUCACGCGCUCCUUUCAAACCAGAAACCAUUUCUCGUACCUUUUUUAAACCACCAACCAGUUCACGCGCCCCUUUCAAACCAGAAACCAGUUCUCGUACCCAUUUGAAACCACCAACCAGUUCACGCACCCCUUUCAAGCCAGAAACCAGAUCUCAAACCAGUUCACGCGCCCCUUUCAAACCACCAACCAGUUCACGCGCCCCUUUCAAACCACAAACCAGUUCUCGUACCCCUUUCAAACCACGAACCAGUUCACGCGCCCUUUUCGAACCAGAAACCCGUCCUCGUACACCUUUCAAACCACCAACCAUUCACGCGCCCCUUUCAAGCCAGAAACCAGUUCUCGUACACAUUUCAGACCACCAAACAAUUCAAGCGCCCCUUUCAAACCAGAAACCCGUUCUCGUACCACUUUCAAACAACCAACGAGUUCACGCGCCCCUUUCAAACCAUAAAACAGUUCUCGUACGCCUUUCAAACCACCAACCAGUUCACGCACACCUUUCAAGCCAGAAACCAGAUCUCGCACCACUUUCUAACCAGCAACCAGUUCACGCGCCUCUUUCAAGCCAACAACCAGUACACGCGCCCCUUUCAAACCAGAAACCAGUUCACGCGCCCCUUUCAAACCACCAACCAGUUAACGCGCCCCUUUCAAACCAGAAACCAUUUCUCGUAUUCCUUUCAAAGCACCAACGAGUUCACGCGCCCCUUUCAAACCAUAAACCAGUUCUCCAACUAGUUCACGCGCCUCUUUCAAGCCACCAACCAGUUCACGCGCCCCUUUCAAACCAGAAUCCAGUUCACGCGCCCCUGUCAAACCACCAACCAGUUAACGCGACCCUUUCAAACAAGAAACCAUUUCUCGUAUUCCUUUCAAAGCACCAACGAGUAAACGCGCCCCUUUCAAACCAGAAACUAGUUCUCGUACCCCUUUCAAACCACCAACAGGUUCACGCGCCCCUUUCAAGCCAGAAACCAGAUCUCGUACGCUUUUAA
This is a messenger RNA of Acanthosepion pharaonis, 3639 nucleotides long. Lineage: Eukaryota; Metazoa; Mollusca; Cephalopoda; Sepiida; Sepiidae. The record is from the annotation of a GenBank genome assembly.